AGAAGCCGUUCGAUUCUGUGGAUCCACCCGAAACCCGAUCAUCGUCUUCCUCCCUGCUUAGGCUAAGAUCAAGCCCUAGGGAAACCAGUGUCCGAACCGUCAAUGGAUCUCCUGAAAGAAGAACUUCUGAAGAAGCGCCAGAGCCUGGCCGCUGAAACCGGCGGCAAACGCGUAUUCAAGCGCUCCGAAAUCGAACAGAAACGAAUCCAACAGCUUCGGGAGCAAGAGAAACGCGAACUCGAAGCCAAAUCUCUCCGCCAAUCCGGAAAUUCAUCCUCAAAUGCUACUCCAUCCAGCAAAUCAAACGCCUCUACCUGUACCGCCGCUGCCACGACCACCUCUUCAACCACCACCGGGAGCAAAUCCCUUCUCGACGAGCAGAAUAUUGACAACCUAGACCUCCCGAAGCAAGAAGUUAUCCGCCGUCUCCGAUUCCUGAAACAACCCAUUACGCUCUUUGGUGAAGACGAUGCUGCUCGUCUCGAUAGAUUGAAAUAUGUCUUGAAAACCGGGCUUUUUGAGGUUGAUAGUGAUAUAACGGAAGGUCAGACCAAUGAUUUCUUGAGAGAUAUUGUAGAGCUGAGAAAGCGGCAGAAGACGGGGAUGCUAAGCGACAGGAAGAGGAAGGAUAGGGAAGAAGGUGGAGGAGAGGAUGGCGAGGGAGCUGGAGGGGAGGAGGAAUUGAGUGGUGAUGGUGGGUCGAGUGGCGUCGAUAUGGAUAAGGAUUUAAAAAGGAUGAAGGCAAAUUUCGAUGAGUUAUGUGAUGAAGAUAAGAUUUUGGUGUUUUUCAAGAGGUUGUUGAAUGAAUGGAAACAGGAGCUGGAUGAGAUGCCGGAGGCUGAGAAGAGGACGGCUAAAGGGAAGUCCAUGGUCGCCACAUUUAAGCAGUGUGCUCGAUAUUUGAAUCCAUUGUUCAAGUUUUGUAGGAAAAAGGUUCUUCCUGAUGAUAUUCGUCAAGCAUUACUUUUGGUGGUUGAAUGCUGCAUGAAGCGAGACUAUCUUGCUGCGAUGGACCAUUACAUUAAGUUGGCCAUUGGUAAUGCACCCUGGCCAAUUGGUGUCACUAUGGUUGGUAUCCAUGAACGUUCAGCUCGUGAGAAGAUCUACACCAACAGUGUUGCCCACAUUAUGAAUGAUGAAACAACUCGUAAGUACUUGCAAUCAAUCAAAAGGUUAAUGACCUUUUCCCAACGUCGUUAUCCAACAGUCCCAUCCAAAGCAGUUGAGUUCAACAGCUUGGCAAACGGUAGCGAUUUGCAGUCACUGCUAGCAGAAGAGAGAGUUCCUGGGAGCAAUCAGCCCUCAGAGGAGAGGCUUAGGCUAAUGUCUGCUCCCUGGGAAAGCUAGGUUUCUUUUACAUGAUUAAUUGUAACAUUGUGUUUGUUGAAUGUCUUGGGGAUGGAUCAUAAGCCAGGCUCUUAACCGUUUAUAAUUUUGACAAUUUGUAUGUUUUGUUAUUAGUUAGAGGUUUCUUUCUGUGAUAUCUUCCAAUUCUCUGAUGAAAUGCUGGAUGCUGAUCGUUUGAACAAAUAUGAUAAACAAAU
Rubroshorea leprosula is the source of this 1544-nucleotide messenger RNA. The record is from the annotation of a GenBank genome assembly. Lineage: Eukaryota; Viridiplantae; Streptophyta; Magnoliopsida; Malvales; Dipterocarpaceae.